AUGAAAUCAAUGGAAAGAUUUGUCGUGCGGAUGCUGGCGAUGCUGAUAUACAUCCAGCUUAUACGUGGCGAUAUGGCUAAGAUGUCCAAAAAGUCGCAUGUGGAGGACUUUGAGGGCGUAACAGCGUUAUUCGAGGCCCUAACAUCGUCGCCAAACGACGGUUACACGUAUGACUGGCGUGUGCACACCUUUUCAAUAAGCAGCAACAACAUUGACGAGGAGCAUGUGAUGCGCAAUUGUACGGUUUUGUAUCUGGAUCAGUGCACAUCUUGGAAUAAGUGUAGACAAACUUGCCAAAAGACGGGUGCAGCCAGCUACAGGUGGUUUCAUGACGGAUGCUGCGAAUGUGUUGGUGGGCAUUGUUUGGGCUACGGCAUAAAUGAGAGCCGUUGUAGCAACUGCCCCGAACCUGGAUGUGAUAGUGACGAUUGA
This is a messenger RNA of Drosophila montana, 432 nucleotides long. RefSeq names its product shrew (gene srw). Lineage: Eukaryota; Metazoa; Arthropoda; Insecta; Diptera; Drosophilidae. The record is from RefSeq and is a predicted model, not a curated record. The transcript has a single exon. Gene Ontology annotation, biological process: regulation of BMP signaling pathway. The coding region runs from base 1 to 432 and encodes 143 amino acids.